Messenger RNA from Coccidioides immitis RS, 4408 nucleotides. Its product is annotated as CAMK/CAMKL/KIN1 protein kinase. Gene Ontology annotation, biological process: microtubule cytoskeleton organization; protein phosphorylation; intracellular signal transduction. Gene Ontology annotation, cellular component: cytoplasm. The transcript is spliced from 4 exons. Lineage: Eukaryota; Fungi; Ascomycota; Eurotiomycetes; Onygenales; Onygenaceae. The coding region runs from base 565 to 3726 and encodes 1053 amino acids. Gene Ontology annotation, molecular function: ATP binding; tau-protein kinase activity; protein serine/threonine kinase activity. The record is from RefSeq and is a predicted model, not a curated record.
CGAUCUCUCGAUACCCCCCAGACGAGUUGCCAGGCAUCGUGUUGCAGCACGGGCACCCAAGACUCGCCGUCAGAUUCGACAAUCCUCCAAAUUGGCUCGCAUCGCCGCCUUCUUCAUUCCGUCUCACCUCGUAAUCUUUGCAGAGUGAGAGGCGAGUUCAGUAUCGCAUCUGUUGGGAACCAUGGUUCUGUGAGGCGGUUCAGACUUUGGACCAUCGUUCCUCUCGUUACUUGCUUACGCUCUCUUACCGACGAAAACAGCCUCCACCACUUCUCCACACUUCGUCCUAGUGUAUAUAUGCAGCGGCUACCUUUGAACGAAUUGACGAGCACUCAAAAGCAGCGUGAAUGACAUUCUUUGCUGUCGACAGCUGACCCGUUAUUCCUGCAGCCUCCACUUCUCGCUCCCUUGUUCAGUUUCAAAUCGCUUGGUCCCUCCCCUCCCUCGUUCCCAGCCAGCUGGCCGGGUAGGGCCCGUCGUAUCCAUUUCACCACUGGACAACCCGCGGAGGCAUUACGGGGUUCAGUGCCUCUGUGCCCAGUCUAGUUUCAAUUAUUCGUCGCAAUGUCCACAGCAGCAUCGCAAGCUUCUCCAGUCGUAGUUCGCAAUCCUGCUACUCAACACCCGCAUCCAUCCUAUCGACCUCCUGCUGCUGACACCCCCCAAAGAACUCGCACCAGCGGUGGAGGGGCGGCACAAUAUUCUCAUUCCCAGAGUCGUUCGGGCUCGCGAUCUUACGGGCACGAUCGUUCGGCGUCAAAUAAAGGCCCUCCAUCUGGCCACCCGCGACGCGACUACGAAUCGCUCAAAGCCGCCACGGCUCCUCGCAGCGCAUCCCGCGAUCGCACUCAAGAACCCAAUCUGCCAUACCGGACUGAUUCUCGUGCUCAUCGUCGCCAGUCUUCCAAACCUACAUACUCUCGGAAUAGUACCGACAUGACCGGCCCAAGUUCCGGAGUAGCCGAUGGAUAUGGUUCUGUGCAUGCGUCUCAUCAUCCGCCAAACGGGUCUGGUAUCACCAACCAGACCAGACGACGCACUACAAUCACUGCUUCAUCGGGCCAAUGGGCUUUAGGCAAAACGAUUGGGGCUGGGAGCAUGGGAAAGGUGAAACUUGCUAAAAACGUAGAGACUGGUGAACAGGUUGCCGUAAAGAUCAUACCAAGACAUUCCACCGAAGAACAUAGAAGCACUCGGGAGAGUGAACGCGCAGACCGCUCGAAGGAGAUUCGAACAGCAAGAGAAGCAGCAAUAGUCACUCUAUUGAACCAUCCUUAUGUGUGCGGAAUGCGCGAUGUUGUGCGAACGAAUCAUCACUGGUACAUGUUUUUUGAGUAUGUGAAUGGUGGCCAGAUGUUGGACUACAUAAUUUCGCACGGAAAGUUAAAAGAAAAGCAAGCACGCAAAUUUGCUCGCCAGAUUGCGAGUGCUCUUGAUUACUGUCACAAGAAUAACAUUGUACACCGAGAUUUGAAGAUCGAGAAUAUCUUGAUCAGCAAAACUGGGGACAUUAAAAUCAUCGAUUUUGGUCUGAGCAACCUCUUUUCUCCAAAAGGCCAGCUCAAAACAUUUUGUGGAAGUUUAUACUUUGCGGCUCCUGAACUGCUUCAGGCUCGACAAUACACUGGUCCCGAAGUUGAUGUCUGGAGCUUCGGGAUUGUUCUAUACGUGUUGGUGUGUGGCAAGGUGCCGUUCGACGAUCAGAGCAUGCCGCAACUCCAUGCAAAAAUCAAAAGGGGCGUGGUAGAAUACCCGCAAGGGCUUUCAUCUGAUUGCCGAAAUAUCAUCUCCCGAAUGCUUGUUACGGACCCCAAGCAACGGGCUAGCUUGACUGAGAUCAUGAACCACCCUUGGAUGACAAAAGGAUUUAGUGGGCCACCCGAAAACUAUCUUCCGCACCGCGAUCCACUACAGCUCCCGCUAGAUUCAGAAGUGAUCCGUAGAAUGACGGGAUUUGAUUUUGGGCCCCCAGAAUUCAUCUCUGCCCAACUCACCAAGGUGAUUGAAUCAGAGGAUUACCAAAGUGCUGUUCGUGCGUUUGUUAAGGAGCACCAUACUCCGAAUCCUGUGAACGACAAAAAAAGAGGCGUAUUCGAUUUCUAUAAACGCCGAAACUCGACCAGCAAAGACACGCUUUCCAACACCUCGCUCGAAGCAAUGCCCCAUGGUCUCGAUCCAGCUAAUGGCUACCACCCACUUAUUGCUGUUUAUAAUCUUGUCAAGGAAAAGCUUAACAGAGAAAAACAGGAGGUGCAUCCUGGUGGCUUGGCUAUCCCACAUAGCCCCGGCGAGGCACCCGUUAAAUUCCCCGAUAUCUCAGCACCUGAGGCUGCCCAUACAAACCAAAGAUCAUAUGAAAUUCCUGGAGAGAGGGAUACUGGGGGGAGGUCCCGGCCAAGAGCUCGGACACACGGCGACGACGAGAUAUCCGAAGGGAUCAAAAACCUCAAACUUGCCAAACCCUCGGGCCCAGCUUCCCCUGCCAUCGUUACCCCGCAGAUUGAGCAACCCCCAAGGAAGGAAAAUGCAGCUGUUGGUUUACUACGACGCUUGAGCACUAGAAGAACCCGUGAUAAGGGCCGUGAAGAGAAAACCACUGCCCAUCAUGCGCAAACUUUGAAUGUACAGUCACCAGAUAGUCUUCCUCCACCGCGAAAGAGUUUUAGUAUGAGAAGGACUAGACGAGGGGAAGCUUCACCUGCUACUAUUCACCACGGGGGAAGUCAGCCUCAGCAACAAGAGGUUUCCCGUGGGGAGCUAUCUUCCAGAGCUAUUAAUCUACUGGGAAGGUCUACCAGCGUUAAUUCGGCAGAUUUUAGAAGCCGAAAGAAUCCCAGCCGAGGAGGAACAGAUACUCUCUCUCCAGCAACCGCACAUGAUCCGCCAUUGACAAGUGGCUCAGAUCGGUCGAGCCUAAACGUUCAAAGAUCCAAAGCAUCCGAUAACGCCAACUCGGAUUCUAGGUCAGGGUACAAGCCUCAGACGUUGAGAACAAAGUCUUUAGGCCAUGCCAGACGCGAAAGUAUUCAGGCUCGGAGGGCUCGCCGAGAGGAAGCGAGGGAAGCCAAUGUACCUGAAGAAACCGAUGCUGAGCUGGCGCAGGCAAGCACCAACAUCGAGAAUGGCACUACCGCCGAGGAGUCCCUCAAGCCUGUGUAUCUCAAGGGCCUUUUCAGCGUGUCUACAACGAGUAACAAACCAUUACCGUUUAUCCGAUCUGAUAUCAUCCGAGUCCUGAGACAGCUGGGCGUUGAAUACGUUGAAAUCAGAGGCGGAUUCAGUUGUCGACACGCUCCCAGUAUAGAUCUGAAGCGUGUUAUCGAUGCGCGCCCACCAAGCCCAGAGCAGCAGGGCAUGGUCGCGGGCCACCGUCGUAAAAUCAGCUUUGGAGGUCUUCGUGGGCACGAACGUGAAGAGAAUAAAGAUGAUGCCAAGAGUCAACAACGGUCCUCUCGGCGACAUGCUGAUCAAAGCUUCAUCAGUAACUCGGAUGGAUCCGAGGACUAUGCCGCCAACCGUGAACACAAUGCUGGAGAACGCGUGUUAGGCGAAACAACGACUAGGGUACAGAGUGAUACCGGCGAAAACUUAGUACUUCGAUUUGAAAUUCUCAUCGUCAAGGUUCCUCUCUUCUCGCUUCAUGGAAUUCAGUUUAAAAAGGUAUCUGGGGGGAUGUGGCAGUACCGGGAAAUGGCUAAAAAGAUUCUUGAUGCCUUGAGACUCUAAAUCCGUGCAUCGUCACUGCGAGCGUUGCUCCAAUGAUUUUACCAGUCUCGGUUCCGCCGAUUGUGUUUCCGCAGUUAAUACUCGGCACUCAUCGUUAAACUGGUUUUGUUCGAGUCCCAACUCGAGCGUUCCUCCGGUCCUCUGGCAGCUUCGAUUUCUAUAGCCACUUUGUCCCCACAGGGCUUGCAACCCUACCGUUUAAAGCCUGACAAAUGAUAGCAUACUUUCAACUGGUUUCGGCUAAUUGUGUCGAGUCGAAUCCCCUGGACAGCGAAGCAAGCUCACUGUCACCGUCGCUGUCAGCACAGAUUCCUCUAGCGACUCUUUUCUUCUUUUCCCUCAAAUAUUGACUUUUCUUCGAACACAGUUAUUUAUGGACUGUCAAUGUGGGCCUUAUGCUACCUUAGCAGUGUAUGAUUUUUAAUUACCCAUUUUCGCCUCAUGUGGUUUAUUUGAUGAAACGGAGUGCUUAGUGACUAUAUCCACCCAUACUACAUCAGCCUUUAUAAACAUUGCUUUUCCCAUGAUAUUGUCUGUUUUGAGAAAUGAUGAUUUAGCUUUUCAUUUUUUUUUGAAGACUUUAGCCUCUUGAUGUUUGUACCGUAUCUCAUGCUACAAUCAGAAGUCUUGAUAAAGAUUUGAUUGUAACUAUUGUGUCAAGCAUGCAUAAAACAGUUUCAAA